Drosophila sulfurigaster albostrigata is the source of this 5587-nucleotide messenger RNA. It is a transcript of the gene Cad99C, whose product is annotated as cadherin-99C. Gene Ontology annotation, cellular component: plasma membrane. The record is from RefSeq and is a predicted model, not a curated record. Lineage: Eukaryota; Metazoa; Arthropoda; Insecta; Diptera; Drosophilidae. Gene Ontology annotation, molecular function: calcium ion binding. Gene Ontology annotation, biological process: homophilic cell-cell adhesion.
CAGUUCGGAGCCAGCUACCUGUGAUUUCAGGUGUUAUAAUCGUCGUGCGCGCUUGGCUCAAAUACGUUUUUUACACUUCUAUCGAACUACCGGUUUCGCGAUAGGCUUUUUAGCUUUUGGCUCUGCAUCUGUCUCUAGCUCAAGUGUGCUCUGUGCUUUGUGUGUGUGCGAGUGUGUGUUCUGUGUGUGUGUGUUUGCUUACAAAGAGAAUUAUAUCAAAAGAAGCAAAUCAAAAAUUAAAAUUUAUACAAAAUAUACAACAACCCAGCAUAAAUAUCAAUCAAUUCUCUGUGGAAUACGCGCCCAAGCUGAGUAAAUGAAAGUUGAAUGCUGCAAUGAGAUUCUGCUGCCUGUGAAAUCUUCGCUCGAUCGUUAAGUUAAGAUGACUAUACAAAGCACAAUGAUUGGCCGCCUGGCACCAGGAUACCUGGGCAUUCUGCUCUUGCUGGGCAGCUGCCAAUAUACAGUUGGUGUUCUGGGCAAAUCGCAGAUGUGCGAGGUGGAAACGGGCCAGACGAACAUAAUACUGGACAUCGAGGAGAGUCGCGGGGACUUUAUUGGACAACCCACAACGCCAGCCGAACUGCCAAUUUAUGGUGAUCCUAACACGGAAAUUGCGCUCGAUCUAGUCUUCCCAAAGGGACAGCCGACAUUCCUAUUGGAUGGCAAGAAGCUCAAGCUGCUGCAGCCGCUCGAUCGCGAUGAGGAGAACCUCAGUCACAUUGUGUUCCAGGUCUCUUGCACCAUUCGCGAGUCGAACAAGAAGCGCAACAUCCCGCUUAUUGUGCGCGUGUCCGAUGUCAAUGACAAUGCACCGCAUUUUAUGAACACGCCCUACGAGAUCACAGUGCCUGAGAGCACACCAUUGGGUUCUACAGUUUAUCGUAAUAUACAGGCGCUAGAUAAGGAUGCUGGUGUUAAUGGUUUAGUAGAGUAUUUUAUAGUCAAGGGCGAUGCUAAUAGAACCGAAGAUGAGAAACUCACGAGUGCCGAUGGUUAUGGCACCUUUGCUAUAUCAUUUCCCCACCAAGGACAAGUCACAGUCGCUAAGACUUUGGAUUACGAGAAGAUUCAACGCUAUUAUCUGACUAUUGUAGCUUCGGAUCGUGCACGCAAUGUGGCCGAGCGUCUGUCAUCGACCACAACGCUUACUGUGAACAUAGCAGACUCUGAUGACAUGGAUCCAUCGUUCAUCUACCGGGGAUGUGUCUUGCUCGAUGGUGCCUGCAUCAAUCCGGAGUAUACAGCAUCGGUGCCCGCAGGAUCGGUGCAGGGGGUGCUAAAUGUCCUUCCUGAAAGGAUUCAAGCCGUAGAUCUGGAUACGAUUAGCUCGCGAAUACGCUAUAGCUUCGCGAGUGGAAUGCCAGGAAACUAUGCGGACUACUUUGAAAUCGAUGAGGCAACGGGAGUUCUAAAGCAGACAAAGGCAGUAGAUACAUCGACAGCCAAACGGUACGAUAUCGUCGUCAGGGCUGAGGAGAUCUCACCGCCUCCCAGCCGAUUUACCACGGCUAAACUGACGAUUGCUGUGAAGCCAGUAGACGCCAAUCCUCCAGUUAUCACCUCCUCCGACAUCGAGGGAUACGUGGACGAGAAUUCACCCAUUGGCACCAAAGUAUUGGAUGCAAGUGGUAAACCCAUUUUCUUCCGUACCACUGACGAUGAUCUGGGAGAGGAUGAUCCGAAACCCGACUACAUUUAUGAGUUAACGACGCCGUCAUUCAACGUGACUAACGAUGGUAUGCUGGUUGUGAACGAAGAGGGCCUCGAUCGUGAUCCUCCUGCCCCAGGGCGCUACAAGUUCCAGGUUGUUGCCCGAGAACCGCGCACCAAUGCAGCUAGCGCUCCGCUGAGCCUGACUGUGAACUUACGAGAUGUCAACGAUAAUGCUCCCAAGCUGGCGAUGGUUGCUCCCAUCUCAAUUGCAGCGGGUGAUCAGCAUGAGGAGCGACUGGUCGCUCAAAUGGUAGCAACUGACAUUGAUGACGGACCUAAUGCUGUUGUCACUUACUCCAUCUAUCACGUGUCCAACAAUGGCAUUCAAAAGUUCAAGAUCGACGAGAAGACGGGCGCCAUUACGACCCAUGGACGUUUACUGGCAGGCGAGCAGUACAGCAUCACAGUGCAGGCCUCGGAUAUUGGUGGACUCUCCUCCCAGGCCAUUGUGGAGGUGACUGUCACCCCAGGGCCAAACACGAAGCCACCGCGCUUCAGCAAUUCAGUGUACGAGGUGCAAGUUAGCGAGGGUGCCGAAAUCAACUCCACAGUCACUGUAAUACAUGCGGAUGACCCCGAAAACGAUCCUGUCGUCUACUCUAUAAUGUCAGGCAACGAUCUGCGGCAGUUUGCUGUGGUUCAACAGACUGGCGUCAUCAUGGUCAUACGCAAGCUGGACAGAGAGAGUCUAACGCGUUAUCAACUGAUCGUGAAGGCCGAGGAUAAUGGCGGACUCUCCAGCAGUGCAACAGUUAACAUCAAGGUGACGGACAUCAACGACAAGAACCCAGAGUUCGAUGAAAACACGUUGCCUUACGUCUUCACCGUGGAUGAGGGCAAAGCAGAUGCGUUUGUAGGCAUAGUCCAUGCCACAGAUGCGGAUGAGGGCAUUAAUGCGGAAAUAACCUAUUCGAUACCAACGGACAUUCCGUUUAGCAUCAAUGCCAAGUCAGGGGAGUUGCGCACAGCGUCUGCAUUGGAUUACGAACGUCUCAACGAGUACAAGUUUGUGGUGACUGCCAAGGAUGGUGCUCCCGACGCUCGCCUGGGUACAGCUAGUGUCACAGUCCAGGUGAACGAUCUGCCCGAUGAGGUGCCGAAGUUUAACGAUGCUCGAAUCAAUGUGCGCAUUCCCGAAAACGAAGCCAAUUAUCUGGUGGCCACCGUGCAAGCAUACGAUCCCGACUCCAUGCCCGAGAUUACCUAUGUAUUGCGAAAGGGCGACGCAGAGCUCUUCAAGAUCUCGCCUACGAGCGGAGAGGUGCGUACCACCAAGGGAUUGGACUUUGAGAAGCAGCGACAGCAUGAGCUGACCAUUGGCACCAUUGAGAACGAUGGCGAUGCUCCCGGAGACACGGUGCAUCUAGUGGUCGAUGUCGAGGAUCGCAAUGAUGUGCGUCCUGUGUUCAUAACGGUGCCUGGUCCUGUGACUGUGAAUGAUGAUCAACCCAUUGGCUCCAUCGUUGCCACAAUGCCAGCCAUCGAUGCGGACGGCACUUCACCAGGAAAUGUGGUGCGCUACGAGCUCGUGGGACGAGGCAAGGCGUUGAAGUACUUCCAGGUUGAUCCCGAUACGGGCGCGGUGCGUAUACGUGAUGAAUUGCGCAAGGAAGAAGACACUGAGUAUCAGGUGGACAUAAGAGCCUACGACAUGGGCGAACCACAGCUGAGUUCAGUGGCCAUGCUGCCCGUCUAUGUGCGUCAUCUGCUUCUCGAUCCUAAUGAGGAUGGUGCCAUGGAGCGCAAACUAGAUGGCGAGAAGGGAAUGCUAAUGAACUCGGACACUAUUGGACUCGCUUUUAGCGAUGACAAUUACAUUGUCAGCGUGCCAGAGUCGACAGCUGUGAACAGCACGCUGAAGCUCAUUCAGAUCAUCAACUCAAAGAAACCAUCGCGGGAGACGCCCAACUACAAGUGCGAAUUUGUGCAGGGCAAUGAACAAGGCAUCUUUGAGCUGAGUCUUGAGGAUUAUGGCUGCGUUCUGGUCCUUGUUAAGCCGCUGGAUUACGAGACCAAGAUGUCCUACAAUCUGGAGGUGCGGCUGGUCUCCCAUAGAUACUUUGUGAGUCCGCGAAAGGAUCGCGCUACGAUCAAGAUUAUUGUGCAAGACGAGAAUGAUAAUCCGCCAGAGUUUGUGUUUAAUCGAUUGCAUGGCCAGAACGACACUUACUAUCCCGUCAUCACGCCCGAAAUGGACAUUGACACAACGAUUCUGCAGGUGCGAGCCACGGAUCGUGAUUCGGGCAAGUUCGGCAUUUUAAGCUACAAGCUCUUUGACGAGGAGGAUUCUGGCGCCAAGGAGGAGCAACCUUCCAGCUACUUUUCCAUCUCCGAGGACACGGGUAUUCUUCGCACGGCAAAGCUCUUUAACGACGCCCUCGCCGCCAACUUCCCCAUGACACUGUACGUCGAGGCCAGCGAUAAUGACGCCCAGGAGCAAGGAUCACACACCACGCGAGCGAGAAUUGUGGUCAACAAGCUGACAGAUGCGCAUCGCAUGGCGCUCACCUUUUCCAAUGCAGCACCCAGCAAGAUUCGCACACACCACGCUUCCCUGGAAGAGCUGCUCGAGGAGAAGACCAACGGUCUAGUCACGGGCAUCGAACGCUUCAGCAAUCGCAAAACCUUGACGGAGAAUGGAACUGUCUUCGAGAAUCCUGAGGCAACAGACGUCUGGUUCUACCUGAUCGAUCCCAAGACGGAAAAGUUGCUUGCCCGCAACGAUAGCCUUGUUCAAGAGACGCUCUUUGCCACUGCCGCAAGCAAUGAACUCAACGCGGCAGCCUCCAAUCUGGUGCGAGCCUCUGCCGAGGGCAUCUUUGCACCUAUACAGCCCAAUGAACUCGUUCACAAGGUCAAGGCAACUAUGGCAGCUUUGGAUGAUGAGGUAUUCUCCUUCACGUUGAUUGCCAUCUCCAUCAUCAUUCUUAUCCUAGGCACCGUCGGCAUCAUCUACAUCUGCGUCUCCUGGUCCAAGUACAAGAACUUUAAGCAGCGCAUGCGUCAAUAUUCGGCACCAACUCCAACUCGCUACGAUCCUGUAAUUGUUAACUCACAGGCAGCCAACUCGGGUGAGUCUGUGGCCAACAUGAAGGAGUACGAGACCCAGAUGCUGGCCAUGGCUGUGCCGCCAGAUGGCGAUGAGGAUCUGCAGCUGGACUUCAGUGCCAAGAAUCAUGCGUUCUCCUUGGACAAUGUCAGUUAUAUAACACACAAGCAGAAUAGCGGAGGCGAGGGUCAGUCGAGUCCAUCGCAUUCAGAUGCCACCACAGCAACAAUUUCGACGCUGCGGCGCAAUAAUCUCAACAAUAUGAACAACAACAAUCUGACGAUGAACAAUCGUCAGAACACGUUCAAUCGCACCCUCGAGAUGAAUGCCAGGAAUAAUGCGAAUCCCUUGGCCAUUGCUGGCAACAGCACACCCGGCACUCUGACGCUGGGCAGGAUUAAGCACCAUAAUAGCAAUCACUAUCAGAAUGGUGGCUACAAAAUGGAUAUGUCGGCCAGUCGCAACAACUUGGCCAAUGUCCAGAACAACGGCUACAGCACGAUGGGUCGACGAGGCAACACCUUUGGCGGCAUGGCUGCUCUCAAUGGCAAUGGCGAGCUGAUGACCAACACUCUGGGCCGCAAUAAUCAGCAGAACAAUCGCCUCUUUGCUGGCGAACUGCCCAUCGCCAAUCCGCUCUUCCAAAGAUCCAAUGGGGACUUGACACACAGUCACAUGAGCUGCACCAACGAGAACGUUGUCUUUGGCAAACGGGACUACGGACAAAUGAGUUUCUCGUAUCUGAAUGACUUGGAUCGAUCCGAAGUGGAAACCACAACGGAACUCUAAGAACAGCAAAUUCUAAGUAGCAAAGAAAACAAA